Molecule: messenger RNA, 886 nt
Organism: Acanthaster planci (crown-of-thorns starfish)
Lineage: Eukaryota; Metazoa; Echinodermata; Asteroidea; Valvatida; Acanthasteridae
Gene: rpl13
Product: ribosomal protein L13
Biological process (GO): translation
Cellular component (GO): cytosolic large ribosomal subunit; ribosome
Molecular function (GO): RNA binding; structural constituent of ribosome
Source: RefSeq, a predicted model, not a curated record
GUGUUUGUAUUUCAGGUACCAAGCUUCCUUUUCGUAGGGUGAAUUGAGACCCGCAGGUUGCAAGAUGACGAAACGCCGCAAUGGCAUGAUCCCCAAUGUCCACUUCCACAAAAACUGGCAGGAGCGUGUGAAGACAUGGUUCAACCAGCCCAUGCGCAAGGCGCGCCGACGACAGAACCGCGUCAAGAAGGCCCUGCGGAUUGCCCCACGCCCUGCGUCUGGACCGCUGCGUCCCAUGGUCCACUGCCCUACCUUCAAGUACCACACCAAGGUCCGUGCUGGUCGAGGCUUCUCGCUGGAAGAGCUGAAGGCUGCUGGAAUCUUUAAGCGGUAUGCCCCUACCAUCGGCAUUGCCGUGGACCACAGGCGAAGGAACCGAUCCGUGGAGGGUCUGCAGGCCAAUGUCCAGCGGCUCAAGGAGUACAAAUCCAAGCUGAUCCUGUUCCCUAGGAAGCCUGGCAAGCCCAGGAAGGGUGAUUCGGAGGAAGCCGAGCUGAAGGUUGCCAAGCAGCUAGUGGGCCCUGUCAUGCCCAUCAAGCCCGUCUUCAAGAAGGAGGCGGCUCGCGCCAUCACCGAGGAGGAGAAGAAACACAGCGUGUUCCAGGCGCUGCGCAUGGCCCGCUCUGGAGCCAGGCUGGAAGGCAUCCGGGCCAAGAGGAGACGGGAGAAAGAAGAGGAGGAACGCGAGAAGGCCACCCGCAAGAAGUAAGGCGGGGAGGAACAGGCUAUAACUUGACACUCUCACAAAAGGACAAAUUGGAAUCAUCUCUGAUCAGAUUCAACCUCCCUGGAUCAUUUUAUUGUAGGUCAAGGGAAUCUUUACCUGUUGGACCACGCUCACGACAGAAUGUAAAGUGAAUAAAAAGAAUACCAGCCUUAAACAGCA